Saccharomyces kudriavzevii IFO 1802 is the source of this 1956-nucleotide messenger RNA. It is a transcript of the gene WHI4, whose product is annotated as Whi4p. Gene Ontology annotation, molecular function: mRNA binding. Bases 1 to 1956 code for a protein of 651 amino acids. NCBI's taxonomy places the organism in Eukaryota, Fungi, Ascomycota, Saccharomycetes, Saccharomycetales, Saccharomycetaceae. The record is from RefSeq and is a predicted model, not a curated record. The transcript has a single exon.
AUGUCGUUAGUACACGGUCAAACGAGUCUAAAUGAAUCCAAAUAUCUUAUAGAAAGGGCAUUUAGCUCCAGUUCAGAAAAUGUUCCGUUAUCAAGGGAGGAAACGUAUCCCAUUCCUAAUGCAUAUAGUUUUUCCACAGCUAGAAGCAACAGUGAGACUAAUAUUAAGAGAGAGAAGCCGCACGGCUUGGUAGCAGAGUCGGGUAUGACUUCUAUGCUUCAUAAUUUGACCAUGUCCACAGUGAGUGGGAAAGGAAAUGAUAGUAAUUCUUUGGCCCCACGUGAUGUGGACGUUGGCUCCUACUGCCUGCUAUUGAGGAAUUUACCAAAAGACAUCACCCUGAGAGAAUGUUAUUGUAUAUUUUCAUUAGCCACCGGGGUAUCAAGUAUAGAACUCAAAAGGGACGAUAAAGAACCUUUCAACGAAAAUGAAAAAGUUAUUGUUGUGAAGUUUGGAUCUUUACCUUUAGUGACCCACUAUGCUAAUAUACUGAACUCGAAAUCUGAAAUUUUCGGGCCGAGCUUCCCUUUUAGAUCCCACAUCGACGUAGUUAAUGAGCAAACGCAACUUCCCGUGAGCUUUCAAGAGCAUAAUACAGCCAGCACUACAAAUAGUUCUCCAAAGAAUUAUCAAUUAUCAUCCAGUGCGCAAAAUGAAAUCCAGAGUCAAACUUUUAAUACUGUAUCAUACGCCGGAUCUAAUUCCUCUCCCUUAGGAUCGUCAGCGGCCAAAGUAAGGCCCUCGCUACUCUCUGAAAGGUCUUUGCGUUUUUCAUUCAAUGAUCCGUUUGGGUUAGAAACCGGUUCUCAGAGGAAGGAAUCAGUACCUUUUGUGCGAAACAGUAUCUCACAACAUGAUUUAUCCACUGUAACUAAUACCCCAGUUCCAGCUGGGAUGCCACCUCCAAAAGAUGCUGGCAAGUCACUUUUACUUUUAGAAAAGGAUGAAAUAAAUGAAAGUAUUUGGAAUGGUGAUGAACUGGCUAAUGAUGUUGGUAAUUCUUCAUUCCAUACGUCUUUACAACAGCCUCCAAUGUCAUCAACGCCUGUAAUGGAGUGGAAUUCUUCCUCAGCUACUAAUAUUCCUGUUUUCCAAUUAUCAAGCCAAGACAAUCAUCAACCUAACAUGUUGCCGACAUCUCAUCAUUUAAUUAGCCAGAAUGUACCACAUAUUCAAUCACAACCAAAUUUGAACAAUUCAGGAGUAAUACAUUCCACGGCUUCCUUACCGCAAUAUCACUUGUUGAAUCAAAUGAACGGUGCUAAUAACACGCAUAGUGUUCAACAGCACAUUUCGAAUGUUUCAUCCGAUUUAGAUCUUAACCUGCAGACGGGAACCUCCCACUCCCAACCUUCUGCUUCUAAUGGUUCUUCAAUGUUCAAUAACCAAAAAACGAAUCAAGGAUUUUUAUCAAAUGAACCGGAUGCUAAUGCACUACCUCGACAAAAAGAGCCAUCUUCAUCUACUGCUUCUGGCUCUGCAUUUCCAAAAAAUAACGAAACAAAUGUGGCAGGUUCCACAACUAUUUCACAGGCUGACUUGUCACUCCUAGCCAAAGUUCCGCCACCAGCUAAUCCCGCAGAUCAAAAUCCCCCUUGCAAUACUCUGUAUGUGGGUAAUUUACCGCCUGAUGCAACGGAACAAGAAUUAAGGCAAUUAUUUUCUAAUCAACCGGGAUUUCGUAGGUUGUCCUUUAGGAACAAAAUGAACUCGCAUGGUCACGGAAACGGUCAUGGUCAUGGUCCAAUUUGUUUUGUGGAAUUUGAAGAUGUUAGCUUUGCCACUAGAGCAUUGGCUGAAUUAUAUGGUAGCCAACUACCUCAUCCCCGUUCUUCUCUUAAUAACAAAGGGGGCAUCAGGUUAAGUUUCUCUAAAAACCCCUUAGGUGUCAGAGGUUCAAACAGCAGGAGCAAACCCAGUUAUAGUUUCAAUGGAAGCUAUGGAAAAUCAUUAUAA